AUGUCCUCUUCACCGACAACGACCGUAUCGGCGGUCGCCGCGGCGCCGACAAACACCGCCGUCUCAAAGCCGGCGUUCGACUUGCAUGCUGCAUUAAAUCGCGCACUCGGGGGCGGACUUUCAGGCGCGGCUGCUAUGGUGGUGCAGGUUGCUACUCUCAUGCCACUUCGCACAGCUAUGAACUAUCAAUACCGGUUUGGCACAACAACAACCAUUGCGAUCCAGACCCUCUACAAAGACGGCGGAAUCCUUCGCUUCUACCGUGGUGUAAGCGCCGCCCUCAUCCAGGGCCCUCUUUCGCGUUUCGGAGACACGGCAGCAAAUGCGUUUGCGUUAUCUCUUCUCGAUGGUAACCCCACCACCGCGUCUUUGCCCGUCGCCGUCAAGACGAUCGGUGCAUCCGCGUCCGCUGCCUCUUUCCGGAUGUUCCUGACCCCGGUGGAUACGCUGAAAACGACGUUGCAAACCCAAGGAAGCGCUGGAAUGGCUCUCCUGAAGAAGCGCAUUGCGGCCCAUGGUGUCUCUUCGCUGUGGUACGGAGCGACCGCUUCCGCGGCAGCGACCUUUGUUGGGCAUUAUCCAUGGUUCUACACCUACAACACGCUGCAGGAAAUCCUCCCACAACAAAACACAACGGCAAAGAAGCUCGGCCGCCAGGCGGUCAUUGGAUUCUCCGCGUCGAUUGUUAGUGACACGAUAUCGAACUCCCUGCGUGUUAUCAAGACGUACCGCCAAGUGAACGAGACGCGCAUUUCCUACGCUGGCGCGGCACGAGCUGUCAUUGAGAAGGACGGAGUGGUCGGUUUGUUCGGAAGAGGACUGAAGACGCGGAUCAUCACGAACGGUCUUCAGGGAAUAAUGUUUUCCGUCCUGUGGAAGCUGUUCCAAGACAUGUAUGUGAUAUAA
Molecule: messenger RNA, 906 nt
Organism: Fimicolochytrium jonesii
Lineage: Eukaryota; Fungi; Chytridiomycota; Chytridiomycetes; Spizellomycetales; Powellomycetaceae
Product: mitochondrial carrier
Exons: 2
Coding region: 1-906 (301 amino acids)
Source: RefSeq, a predicted model, not a curated record